AAGCCUGCGCGGGGCCGCCUAGCUAGCUCACAGUUCGGCAGGCGGCCUCCGGGUCCUGACCACUGCGCCCGCGGCCCUGGGCGAGAACAGAGGCUAGACUCGAGGUUCGGCGGCCGGCGCUGCUCUCGGAAGAUGGCCACCUGUGCAUGGCUCGUCCUGGGAGGAGCUGACUUCAGUCAUCACGAUGCCUAAGAAUCGAGUGUGACAUUUCUCCAGGUACUUCAUGGUGUUCUCCUCCAUCCUCUCCACAUAGCUGCUCUGCGUGGCUCCUGAAACAUGGGGGAAAAUGAGGAUGAGAAGCAGACCCAGGCUGGGCAGAUAUUCGAGAACUUUGUCCAAGCUUCCACAUGCAAAGGUACCCUUCAGGCCUUCAACAUCCUCACCCGACACCUGGACCUAGACCCUCUGGACCACAGAAACUUUUAUUCCAAGCUCAAGUCCAAAGUGACCACCUGGAAGGCCAAGGCCCUGUGGUACAAACUUGACAAGCGUGGAUCCCACAAAGAGUAUAAGCGAGGAAAAUCUUGUAUGAACACCAAGUGUCUCAUCAUUGGGGGAGGACCAUGUGGUCUGCGCACUGCCAUUGAACUUGCCUACCUGGGGGCCAAAGUGGUUGUGGUGGAGAAGAGGGACACUUUCUCCCGGAACAACGUGCUGCACCUCUGGCCUUUCACCAUCCACGACCUGCGAGGCCUGGGAGCCAAGAAGUUCUAUGGGAAGUUUUGUGCCGGUUCCAUCGACCAUAUCAGUAUUCGUCAGUUGCAGCUCAUCCUAUUCAAGGUGGCCUUGAUAUUGGGGGUUGAAAUCCACGUGAAUGUCGAGUUUGUGAAGGUUCUAGAGCCUCCUGAAGAUCAAGAAAAUCAAAAAAUUGGCUGGCGGGCAGAAUUUCUCCCUGCAGAUCACUCUCUGUCGGAAUUUGAGUUUGAUGUCAUCAUUGGCGCGGAUGGCCGCAGGAACACACUGGAAGGGUUCAGAAGAAAAGAAUUCCGUGGGAAGCUGGCUAUUGCAAUCACCGCCAACUUCAUCAACAGAAACAGCACAGCUGAGGCCAAGGUGGAAGAGAUUAGCGGUGUGGCUUUCAUCUUCAAUCAGAAAUUUUUUCAGGAUCUUAAAGAAGAAACAGGGAUUGAUCUUGAGAACAUUGUUUACUACAAGGACUGCACCCACUAUUUUGUUAUGACCGCCAAGAAGCAGAGCUUGCUUGACAAAGGUGUCAUCAUUAAUGACUAUAUCGACACAGAGAUGCUGCUGUGCACGGAGAAUGUGAACCAGGACAACCUGCUUUCCUACGCACGCGAGGCUGCAGACUUCGCCACCAAUUACCAGCUGCCGUCUUUAGACUUUGCCAUGAACCAUUACGGGCAGCCUGACGUGGCCAUGUUCGACUUCACCUCCAUGUACGCCUCCGAGAAUGCGGCCUUGGUGCGCGAGCGGCAGUCACACCAGCUGCUCGUGGCCCUUGUGGGUGACAGCUUGCUUGAGCCAUUCUGGCCCAUGGGCACUGGCUGUGCCCGCGGCUUCCUGGCAGCCUUUGACACUGCAUGGAUGGUGAAAAGCUGGGACCAAGGCACUUCUCCCCUGGAGCUUCUGGCUGAAAGAGAAAGUCUUUACCGACUGUUACCUCAAACGACCCCAGAGAACAUCAACAAGAACUUUGAGCAGUAUACAUUAGACCCGGGGACGCGGUACCCAAACCUCAACUCAAACUGCGUCAGGCCACAUCAGGUGAAGCAUUUGUACAUUACUAAGGAGCUGCAUCAGUAUCCUCUUGAGAGGCUGGGCUCAGUGAGGAGAUCCGUUGGCCUCUCCAGGCGAGAGUCGGACAUCCGGCCCAGCAAGCUCUUAACCUGGUGCCAGCAGCAGACCGAGGGCUACCAGCAUGUCAGCGUCACCGACCUGACCACGUCCUGGCGCAGUGGCCUGGCCCUGUGUGCCAUCAUCCACCGCUUCCGGCCUGACCUGAUCAACUUUGACUCUUUGAACGAAGACGACGCUGUGGAGAACAACCAGCUGGCAUUUGACGUGGCAGAGCGUGAGUUUGGCAUCCCCCCAGUGACCACAGGCAAAGAGAUGGCAUCGGCCCAGGAGCCCGACAAGCUCAGUAUGGUCAUGUACCUCUCCAAGUUCUACGAGCUCUUCCGGGGCACCCCUCUGAGGCCUGUGGAUUAUUGGCGUAAAAACUAUGAAGAGAACGCCGACCUCGGCUUGGCCAAGUCAUCCAUUCCUCAUCAUUAUCUCAACCUCACGUUUCCGAGGAAGAGGACUCCGCGAGUGGACAGUCGAACCGAAGAGAAUGACAUGAACAAGCGGAGGCGGAAGGGCUUCAACAACCUGGACGAGCCUUCAGCUUUUUCCAGCCACAGCUUGGGCUCCAAUCAAGAGGGCAUUAAGGAAGGUGGAAAUCAGAACAAAGUCAAGUCCAUGGCAAGUCAGCUGCUGGCCAAGUUCGAGGAGAGCUCACGGAACCCCUCAAUCCUGAGGCAGGAGCACCGUGUCUCAGGGAUAGGUAAGCCUACACUGCGCUCUUCCUCUGACCCUCCUGUUAACUCUCGCGGCCCCAAGCCGGAGGAGCCCACACCCAGCCCAUCACCACCUCUGAAAAGGCAGUUCCCCUCCAUGGUUGUGACAGGACACGUGCUCCGAGAGAUAAAGCAAGUGUCUGCUGGUGGUGAGUGUCCAGCCAGGCCCUGGAGAGCCCGAGCCAAGUCUGACCUGCAGCUGGGUGGGCCAGAAAACCUCACCAGCCUGCCUCCCACCUGCCCGGGAGCGCUGGCCCUCUCUGGGGUGCUGCGGCGGCUGCAGCAAGUGGAGGAAAAGGUUCUCCAGAAAAGGGCUCAGAACUUGGCCAACAGGGAAUUUCACAAAAAGAAUAUUAAGGAGAAGGCAGCUCACCUUGCCUCCAUGUUUGGACAUGGGGAUUUCCCACAGAAUAAACUCCUCUCUAAGAGCCUGUCUCAUACUCAUCCUCCGUCUUCUCCCUCCUGCCUUCCAUCUCCUGAUUCAGCUGCUACUUCCUCUCCAUCAACUGUUGACUCUGUUUCUCCUGCCAGAAAGGCAAAGAAGUCGCCUUCAGGUUUCCAUUUCCAACCCGGCCACUUAAGAACAUUGCGGCCUCAGCUGACAGUAGGGAAAGUAUCCAGCGGAAUAGGGGCUGCAGCUGAAGUUCUGGUCAAUCUGUACUUGAAUGAUCACAGACCUAAAACUCAGGCCACCUCUCCAGACCUGGAGUCCGUUCGGAAGACGUUUCCCCUGAACGUGGGUGGCAGCGACACCUGUUACUUCUGCAAGAAGCGCGUGUACGUCAUGGAGCGGCUGAGUGCGGAGGGCCACUUCUUUCACCGGGAGUGUUUCCGCUGCAGCGCCUGUGCCACCACCUUGCGCCUGGCCGCCUACGCCUUCGAUGUUGACGAAGGCAAGUUUUUCUGCAAGCCUCAUUUCAUUCACUGUAAGACCAACAGCCAGCAACGGAAGAGACGGGCAGAGUUGAAGCAACAGAAAGAGGAGGAGGGGAUGUGGAAAGAGCAGGAAGCCCCUCGGCGAGACCCUCCCGCGGAAAGUUCUUGCGCCGCUGCUGCCAUCGCCACGCCGGAAGGCAGCCCCCCAGUUCAUUUCAGCCUUCCAGUGCUGCACCCACUUCUUGGCUGACACACUUCUGCUCUGAGAGUCUCUCCCCUUUAUAGAAUGUCAACCAAAGAGUGCCCUCCUCCCCCGAGCCUCCUCCUUAGCUAGCCUCCCCGACCUUGUCACCAUGCAUGUUUGUGACCUUUGAUAGUCAUUACAGUGCCACGUGGAACCCUGUAUUUUGCACACAGCAAACAAUGUUUAGCUUUAUUUAUGGUAUUUGAUGCUGUACAUG
Molecule: messenger RNA, 3856 nt
Organism: Budorcas taxicolor (takin)
Lineage: Eukaryota; Metazoa; Chordata; Mammalia; Artiodactyla; Bovidae
Gene: MICAL2
Product: microtubule associated monooxygenase, calponin and LIM domain containing 2
Exons: 28
Coding region: 277-3645 (1122 amino acids)
Molecular function (GO): protein binding; FAD binding
Source: RefSeq, a predicted model, not a curated record